GUGACGUCAGCAGGUCGUUGUGAACUGACUGACACGUACGGUUUUAUUAACAAAAAAUAAAUAAAAAAGUCAGAGUCAAACAGCUCGGAGCAGUGGAGAGGCAAGAGCAAAGACAUUAGCUGAACAAAAAUCUCUUCAGAUCUCACUUCCUGGUGCCACCAUGAAUGUGUUCGACCGCAACAUCAACUUUGAUGCUCUCUUCAAGUUCUCCCAAAUAUCUCACUCAACUCAGGUGCACUUGAAGAAUGUGUACUCCAGCCUGGCAGUUUGUAUGUUCGUGGCUGCAGCUGGCUCCUAUGUCCAUGUUGUUACACGCCUCUUUCAGGGCGGUGUUCUGUCUGUGCUCGGCUCCCUGGGGAUGAUGUUCUGGCUGGCCAUGACACCACACAACUCUGAGACAGAGAGGAAGAGACUGGCUAUCCUCGCAGGAUUUGCCUUCCUCACAGGUGUUGGUCUUGGCCCCACACUGGACUUUGUCAUCGCGGUGAAUCCGAGCAUCAUUGUGACGGCUUUCAUGGGAACCUCUGCGAUUUUCAUUUGCUUCACUCUCAGCGCCCUCUAUGCCAAGCGAAGGAGCUACCUGUUCCUUGGAGGCACACUGAUGUCUGGCCUUUCCCUUCUAUUCCUGAUGUCUGUGAUGAACAUGUUCUUUGGAUCUCUGAUGCUGUUUAAGGCACACAUGUACCUCGGGCUGUUCAUCAUGUGCGGCUUUGUACUGUUUGACACUCAGCUCAUCAUUGAGAAAGCAGAGAACGGCGACAAGGACUAUGUCUGGCACUGUGUGGACCUGUUCCUCGAUUUCAUCACCAUCUUCAGGAAACUGAUGGUCAUCCUUGCCUUGAACGAUAAGGAGAAGAAGAAGGAAAAGAAGUAAAGAACGUUUGAGAAGCUGGAAAACAACAAUCUGUCAGAAAAGGCACAAUUUGCAGCGCACUUGGUGCUUUUUACUUUCUGUCUUCAUUUCUUGAAUUAACUCCUAUGUGGUCUUAUAUUAUUGAAAU
Seriola dumerili (greater amberjack) is the source of this 1001-nucleotide messenger RNA. RefSeq names its product transmembrane BAX inhibitor motif containing 6 (gene tmbim6). Gene Ontology annotation, cellular component: mitochondrial membrane. Gene Ontology annotation, biological process: negative regulation of apoptotic signaling pathway; negative regulation of endoribonuclease activity; cellular response to unfolded protein. NCBI's taxonomy places the organism in Eukaryota, Metazoa, Chordata, Actinopteri, Carangiformes, Carangidae. Gene Ontology annotation, molecular function: enzyme binding. The transcript has 10 exons. The coding region runs from base 161 to 874 and encodes 237 amino acids. The record is from RefSeq and is a predicted model, not a curated record.